Myzus persicae (green peach aphid) is the source of this 447-nucleotide messenger RNA. RefSeq lists its product as uncharacterized. The record is from RefSeq and is a predicted model, not a curated record. NCBI's taxonomy places the organism in Eukaryota, Metazoa, Arthropoda, Insecta, Hemiptera, Aphididae. The transcript has 2 exons. The coding region runs from base 1 to 447 and encodes 148 amino acids.
AUGUAUCGCAUACUUAUAUUUUUCUGUACUUAUAUACAAUUGGUCAUGUCCAACCCUCAUUCGUUGGAUAAAUUCGUUGAUAAACCAGUAGAUGAAUCAAUGAACGUAUUCAGGAAUCCAAAAUUGUAUCCUUAUAUAUACGCUGGUGAUCAAUCAAAUCAACACAAAAAAUCGAUUUUAAAGACAAUACACUGGGAUGAAUUACAUCCCUCAGAUAAAAGUCUUUUUACUUUAGAAAAUAAAGACUAUUGUUUAAUUUCCAAAACUGUGAUUUAUGGAUUUAUGGGUUUUACCGGUUUACUAAUUGUCUUAGUAAUUGGACAUAUUUUCAAAAAUUGUGUUAAAAAUAGGCAAGGUUAUUAUAAUGAAUCAAAAUGUCAAGGAAGCAUUGAUGGAUGUGAUCCUAAUCAAUGUGAAAUUUGUCAAAAUGUUAACAAUGGUUUUUAA